AUGUGGACGCCUUUCUUUAUUUUGGUCCUCAUCUCCGCGAGUUUGAUCCAUGCGUUUAUUCCCAAGCAUGGCUUUAGUGACUUGUCAUAUACAACAGAAAAACGCCAUAGUUUGAAGAAGAGACAAUAUGAUGCACCUAACGCGGCCGGGCAUGGCAAACAAGCUGACAGUUCGACAAAGAUUGAAGAUGUUAUGAAUCAAUUGAACGCGCAAGCACAACAAAGUGGCGUUGCAUGUGCCUCCGAUGUUCUUUUUGUUCUCGAUGCAACUGGUUCAAUGAAGCAAGUAUUCGACGAUAGUUUGCAGUACAUCGCUAAGGUUCUUGAGGGGCUUACAAUAUCGCCAGAUGGUGAUCACGUCGGAUUAGUAGAGUACAGCAGUUUACAUAAGCAAAGAGAGAAGAUACCACUUGGGUCCAUUACAGAGCCAGCUCGACUGACCAAGGCAGUACUAGCGCUGCCGUUCUUCUCCGGGGUCACAGCAACUGGCGCAGCUCUCGAAUUUGCAGACCAUGCUCUGCGUUUGAGAAGGCCCAAUGUGCGCACCAGUGUUGUCGUCAUCACUGACGGCUACAGUUACGAUACUACGGAGACUAGUGCUGAGACACUCCGUAAACACCCAAACACAUUCACAUAUGUUGUCUCCAUUGGUAACAUCUUCUUAAAAAGCGGACUGGAAGAAAUAGCUGGCUCAGAAAAGCGCGUGCUGUAUGGACCUUCUACUUAUGGGCAACUUGUACGUUUCAUCAAAGCAUGUCAUGGAGAUGCUACUGACAACGAUCAUACUUUGAGUAGGGUCCCAGCAAUCGGAUCGCGCAACCUGACCCAGAUGAAGCUCACGCCAUCGCAAUAUACGAGUACCAGUACGGACGAGAAAGGGAGAAAUUUGAUUCCAACAACGCAUGUACCCGAAUUUACGGGUGAAGAGAGAAGAGCGCAUGGACCAUCCACCAUCACAUAUGACCAGACACCACGUCAUACUCCUACAUCAAGAGGAACGACUACUCCAGCUUCAGCCAGAAGUACGACGAGCACGCCAACUACAGCCACAAGUACUACGAGCACAUCAGCUACGACGAGAAGCAGGACGAGUGCGCCAGCUACAACGAGAAGCACGACGAGUAGGCCAGCUACAACAAGAAGCACGGCGAGUACGCCAACUACAGCCACAAGUACUACGAGCACGCCAGCUACGACGAGAAGCAGGACGAGUACGCCAGCUACAACGAGAAGCACGACGAGUAGACCAGCUACAACAAGAAGCACAACGAGUACGCAGAUUACAGGCAGAAGUACGACUAGUACGCCAGUUACAGCUAGAAGCACAACAGGUACGACAGUCACAGCUAGAAGCACGACAGGCACACCAGCUACAACAAGAAGCACGACGGGUACGCCAGCUACAGCCAGAAAUACUACGGGUACGCCAACUACAGCGAGAAGUACGACGGGUACACCAAAUACUGCUGUAAGUGGGAAGGCCGGUGCACCAGGUAUGGCCCCAUCCGGAUAUGAUACUGCGCUGAGCACGGAUGAUAAUGCAGCAACAGAGACUGCUCUGAUUGACGAUGUAUUGAGUGAAGCAAACAUCAUGCCAGCCAGAACGCCUGCCGAUAACCAGACUCAACCGAAAUGCCGAUUCGAUAUUGUGUUAGUGUUUGACUCGUCGAGCUCUCCUCCAAAAGGAUUCCAGGAGCAACUAGAUGCCGCCGGCCGUGUGGUAGACACGUUCGACGUCGGCCCUAAUGCCACUCAGGUAGCAGCUGUCGAAUUCGCUGGCGAUAGGAAAAACGUGCUCUUCGGUUUCACGGACUCACCUGACAAACUGAGUACAAAGAAGAAAUUAGCCAGCACAAAAUACCAAGGAGGAAAGCCACAUACGAAUGAAGCUCUCUUGAAGUCCGCCGACAUGAUUAGGGGAGAUACCCGCGCACCGAAACCGAAGUCCAUAGUCGUUGUAUUCACAACUGGAGAUAGUAAAGAAGACCCUAGCAGAGGUGCGGAGCAACUGAGAAGAGUUGGUGCUACCAUCUAUGUCCUUGCCGACGAUAAUGGACAGAAAAACAGAGUCGAACUUGAGUUGAUAGCAGGAAGCCCCUCUCGUGUCUACAUCACCUCUAAGGUAUCAGCGCUUGUGGACGAGCUUCAUACAGUACAAUUGAUAUGUUAAAGAUAAACUAGGCUUUCAUAAAAUGCAUCUCACUGACCCGUUGCAUAUUCCUACAUGAAAUGAUUGUAUUAGUUGAUGUUUCCAAAAUGUGCCAUUCUGCUCUUGUUCGUUAUGAAAUUGAUCUGUUUAACAG
Messenger RNA from Cylicocyclus nassatus, 2302 nucleotides. NCBI's taxonomy places the organism in Eukaryota, Metazoa, Nematoda, Chromadorea, Rhabditida, Strongylidae. The record is from the annotation of a GenBank genome assembly.